AUGAAGCUUACCUUCAAGGACUUGAAGCAGGAGAAGUUCGUGAUCGAGGUUGAGCCCUCCGAAACGGUCCGACAAGUCAAAGAGAAAAUCGCCCAAGUGAAAGGUGGCUACGAAGCUGAGCGAACGAAAAUUCUCCAGGAUGACAAGACAGUCGAGUCCUACAACAUCCAAGAAAAGGACUUUUUAGUCUGCUUGCCUUCCAAGCAACCAAAGACUGCUUCAUCGUCCACUCCGCAGGCACCCUCAACUCCUGCUGCCCGAGCUCCCGCUUCAACUCCUGCUGCUCCCCCGCCCCGGCCCCUGCUGCUAGCACUGCUCCAGCUGCCCCGGUCCCUGCUACGCCUUCACCUGCCGACCAACCCUUCCCAGGCUCCCGCUUUCAAUGACCCUUCUGCUUUGGCAAUGGGAUCAGCGGCCGAAUCUGCCGUGACUCAGAUGGAGGCCAUGGGCUUUGCACGAAGUGAUAUAGACCGUGCCAUGCGCGCGGCAUUCUUCAACCCAGAUCGCGCUAUUGAAUACCUGUUGACUGGCAUUCCCGACAACGUUCAACAGGAGCAGCAACAAAAUCAGCAGGCCCAGCAGGCAGAGCGCGCUACUGGUGAGACUCCUGCUGCUGCCACUACCCCAGCAGCCGGUGGAAAUGCCGCUGAAGAACCGCUGAACCUGUUUGAAGCUGCGGCUCAGGCCACCGAGGGAGGAGGUGGUCGUGGUAGCCGUGGUGGUGCCGGCGCCGGAGCAGGAGGUGGCGAUGCCCUUGGAAGCUUGGAUUUCUUGCGAAGCAACCCCCAUUCCAGCAGCUACGCCAGCUUGUGCAACAACAGCCUCAAAUGCUCGAGCCCAUUCUGCAACAAGUCGCAGCUGGGAACCCCCAGAUUGCGCAGAUCAUUGGCCAGAACUCCGACCUUGCUGAGUGAGGACCUUGAGGAGGACGAGGCACCUCUUCCUCCAGGCACCCAGGCCAUCCAAGUGACAGAGGAAGAGCGGGAUGCUAUCGAGCGACUUUGCCGCCUGGGCUUCCCCCGCGAUUCUGUCAUCCAGGCAUACUUCGCUUGUGACAAAAACGAAGAGCUGGCGGCAAACUUCCUAUUCGACCAACCCGACGAGGAUGAGGAGUAA
Penicillium chermesinum is the source of this 1116-nucleotide messenger RNA. RefSeq names its product putative UV excision repair protein (RadW). The coding region runs from base 1 to 1116 and encodes 371 amino acids. Gene Ontology annotation, cellular component: nucleoplasm; cytosol. Gene Ontology annotation, molecular function: proteasome binding; ubiquitin binding; polyubiquitin modification-dependent protein binding. The record is from RefSeq and is a predicted model, not a curated record. Gene Ontology annotation, biological process: nucleotide-excision repair; proteasome-mediated ubiquitin-dependent protein catabolic process. The transcript has 9 exons. Lineage: Eukaryota; Fungi; Ascomycota; Eurotiomycetes; Eurotiales; Aspergillaceae.